Molecule: messenger RNA, 2103 nt
Organism: Suhomyces tanzawaensis NRRL Y-17324
Lineage: Eukaryota; Fungi; Ascomycota; Pichiomycetes; Serinales; Debaryomycetaceae
Exons: 2
Coding region: 1-1995 (664 amino acids)
Biological process (GO): cell adhesion
Cellular component (GO): fungal-type cell wall
Source: RefSeq, a predicted model, not a curated record
AUGAAAUUGCUGAGCAUAGUGUCCAUUGCUGGUACACUUGCCUUUGCCGCUGGUAAGCAAGUCACUGGUGUAUUUACGAGUUUUGAUUCUCUUGUUUCGGAUGCCCAACCUGCCGUAAACAUUACGAGCCCCGCUACACCAAGUUGGGUUGCAAACUUGAGUUGGGCUAUGAGUGCCAAUGCUGUUUCUCCUGGUGAUACUUUCGGUCUUAAUAUGCCAUGUGUUUUUACAUUCACAAAUGGAAACAAAACUUUUGAGCUACAAGCUGAAGGCAAGACAUAUGCAACAUGUUUGUUGACGGCAGGAGAAAUUUCACUUCCGUAUUCCUCCGUGGAGUGUACUGUCACCAACGAGAUAAUCAACGGAGAUGUGGUUGACGGUGCUGUAUACUUCCCUAUCACCUUCAACGUAGGAGGGUCAUCUAAUCCAGUUGAUUUAGUAUGCUCCAAAAGGUUCAAAGUAGGCAUGAAUACUAUAACGUUCAAUGAUGGGAAGAAUUCUCUCUCAACCACUGCCACUUUCAAUGGAGGUGAAGAAAUUAGUCAAAGAUUCCCGAAUCACCAAGGGCCAACUCUGGAUCUUACCAAUGCAACCAGCUACGUGAAAUAUCUUCCACAAAAGGAUGUUUAUCAAGCGUUCGAAGUGUCAAGGGAUUGUGGUAAAAACUCAAGCACCCGAGUAGAGAUGGCCCUCACAGUGAAUAAUGGGGUUAUUAAUUGUUCUUCCUUUCAUGUUUUCAUCUCCAAUUCGACCCAGUUCAAUGAGUGGGGUUUUCCUACAAGUGGUAGAAAAAUUGAUUCCCAGCUGUACUUUUGUAUCGAUCAGCAAAUAAACUUCGAAGUCAGCCAAGUUCCUCCAGGAUAUCGUGUAUAUUUCGAUUUUCUUUUCACAAAUCCCCCACUGAGACUUAUCGGAACACGAUCCUAUGUAUCUACUUUUUGCGGAAGAGCUAAUCAAUACGUAUCUACUUGGGCUAAAUUCUUAGGUGCACCACAAGUAGGAGAAGCCGGAUCCACCGCACAAAGAUCUGAGGCCACAGUUACUUCUGCAUGGACAGGUACUUAUACAACCGCUACCACUGUUGCUGGCACUGAUGGUGUUGAUACUGUGAUCAUCGAGGUUCCAGUUGCAACCACCACUGUUUCUGCUUCAUGGACUGGUUCUUUCACCAACACUAUUACCAGAACCGGUACCGAUGGAACCAACACAUUGGUGAUUGAAAUUCCCGCUCCAAAAUCGGUUNUCUCAGUUACCUCCCAAUGGACCGGAAGUUACACUACUUCUACUACCGCUACUGGUACUGAUGGCGUUGAUACUGUGAUUGUCCAAGUUCCAGUUUCUCCUAGGGAUGCACCAUCCAGCGUUCAGAGUACCCCAGUACUGAGUUCUUUCUCUUCUGUUACCUUAACAUCCAGCAGUUCCAGAAGACUUCCAUGGAACUCAAGUGCCAUAGAACUGACUACUGUUCAUGAAACCACUUCAGCAUUAAUUAUCUCGACUACUUCCUUACCUUUUGUUUCUUCUGAUUUAUCCACUUCCUCGGUGGCUACAUUCCCUAGUGAAUCCUCAAGCGUUAUUUCAUCCCCAGUUAUUCCUUCUACUUCUUUGACCCGAUUGACCACUCAUUCAGACACUUCUACCCACCCUCGGGAAACCUCCAAGGAAGCUGUCAUCUCAACGGGACCUAGCCAUGACAGUGGUAUUCCAGGUAGUAAUGUUGACUCAUCUACUAGUCCAAUUCUAAGUGGCAUUUCCACUGGUUCUGGCGCAUUCCCUAGAACCUAUCCACUGGUUGCCGUACACCCUGAGGUUCCAACUUCGGAACACGGUGGUAACACAGUAACCACGUUAGUCCCGAAUAGCAGUGUCAUUGGAUCAAGUGUCUCGGCAACUGCCUUUUUCCCUUCCAUUAGUAGUUAUGAGGGAUGGGCAUCAAGACCCAAGGCUUCUGAGUUCUUAGUUGCAUUGGUUGCAAUGGUUGCAUAUGCAUUCUAGUAUCCAAAUGCACAAUUGGUAUUUUUAAUUUCUUCAAUUUUUAUUUUUCUAAAGAAUCUGGACUGUGUUAUAUUGAUGGGUUACAGACAAAAUAGAAUAGUUUUCGGU